Messenger RNA from Anopheles nili, 977 nucleotides. RefSeq lists its product as uncharacterized. NCBI's taxonomy places the organism in Eukaryota, Metazoa, Arthropoda, Insecta, Diptera, Culicidae. The record is from RefSeq and is a predicted model, not a curated record. The transcript is spliced from 2 exons. The coding region runs from base 1 to 888 and encodes 295 amino acids. Gene Ontology annotation, biological process: negative regulation of G2/M transition of mitotic cell cycle.
AUGGAUAAAUCAUCCUACGCGGCUAAGCGCCGACAAGAUAAAUUCCACAAAUCAGCUCACCCUCCGAAUCCCGCGAAACAAAAAAGUGCUACACCAAAAGAAACGCCUGCGAUUCAGCAUACAGCACCUCUCGUCGUAGUAGAUUCCCAACGGUAUAAAAAGAGAGAUAUUCAACAGAACUGGAGCGAGGAACAAUAUCCACCCAGUUGCGAUAGCGACUCGGAUGACGAACAGCUACAAGCGGCAGAUUUUGAGCAUCUUUUGGAGCUACCUCCAUCCAGUGGUGGACAUUUUCUGCUGAGCACUGAAAAACAUUGGCUUAAUUCGGACACUGAGCUUCCAGGAGAGGAUCAAAAGAAUUGCUAUAGUGAUUACUUUCGAAUUGAUACAAAACUGUUGAACGCUAGUUUUAGUUGUAUUCCUUUUUAUGAGCGGCACCAGUACGAGCAGUCACUUUUUACCACAUUGGAGCUCAAUUUAAUGCGUCAAAAAUCAGAGCUUAAUACAAGAAAGUAUCAGCAGGCCGGAGUUCAGAAAUCAGGAGCAAUACCUUCGGAGCAUAGCGAAAAAAUGUCAGUUUCCAAAAAGCCUCAACCUGUGCCGUGUCUUAUCGGUAAACUAAGCGCUCCAAAAUCUGUUUCUGCAGCAGACGUUAAAACAAAAAUUCCGGAUCCGGCUGUUGAGCAAAAUUCUGAUAAAUCUGUAGGCAUCAACACAGCAGAAGCAAAAAUGAGCCGACUUACAGUGAACCCUAAUGCUGAUUCAGCUGAUGUUAAAAGAGUUCCUAUUGAUAGUGUUAAACCAGCUGGAUCGAAAGUACAGCAAAGCUCUGCGAAGGAAACGAAAGAAGACAUUCAACAGUGGUUGGAUGAUAUUCUGGAAAUUUAAAAUCAUGUUGAUUCAUUCAACUAUCAAUGUAAUGUGGUCGUCGCUACGACCAAAAUAAAUAAUAUCAACAAACUGUCGCAAACCAUAAU